This is a messenger RNA of Amphiprion ocellaris (clown anemonefish), 3065 nucleotides long. It is a transcript of the gene cwf19l2, whose product is annotated as CWF19 like cell cycle control factor 2. Gene Ontology annotation, cellular component: post-mRNA release spliceosomal complex. NCBI's taxonomy places the organism in Eukaryota, Metazoa, Chordata, Actinopteri, Pomacentridae. The coding region runs from base 51 to 2855 and encodes 934 amino acids. The transcript is spliced from 19 exons. Gene Ontology annotation, biological process: mRNA splicing, via spliceosome. The record is from RefSeq and is a predicted model, not a curated record.
UAAACUGACAAACUUUUACGACACUUAACAAACCCAUUAACGGCGGUGUCAUGGCGGCGUACGGAGUUAGUUUUGAGAGUUCAAGCAGCAUUAACGAACGGAAGGAAAACAAACGGCAGGCACGACAAGAGGUGCUAGAAAAGGCCAAGCAGCAAUAUGAGAGAGAAGAGAGGAGGAAGGAGUUGAAGAGGCAGCGAGGGGAGGACACUUGGAUGCUCCCAGAGAUCAACCAGAGGCUGCAGCAGAUGCACGAAGAGGGCUCUGUAAAGAACAAAAAGAAGAAAGAGAAGAAAUCCAAAAAGAAGAAGGAGAAAAAGAAGAAGGCCAAGAAGGAGAAGAAGACAGCAGAAGCAGGAGAUGGCUCCAGCGACAGUUCAGAGGACUCAGGGGAGGAGUGGGUUGAGGCUCAGCAGCAGACACAGACUACUAAAGCCUGGCAGGUUUCUAAUGAAUCCAAGCCUUCGGAGAGCGACAUCAGCCCAGCCCAAAAUGUCCAGAGAGACGAAUGGAUGACUUUUGACUUUCUGGCAAUGAAAACCACAUCCACAACUGAGAGAAGGGCUGAGAAAGAACGACUGAAAGAGGAAGAGCGAGCCAAGGCUCAGGCCAUUGAACAGGCUGGUUUGCACAAACUGGAGCUGAACCCGUACUGGAAAGAUGGAGGAACUGGUCUGCCCCCAGAGGAGACGGCUGGUACUGCAGUCAACAAAGCCCCAGUAGUGAAUGAUGGUGGUCUGAGCUGGCUGAGAAAGAGCUACCAGAGGAUGAAGGAACAGGCAGAGAGGGAGCGACGCAGCCUGAACGAUGUGGUGGCCGAGAGAUACGGAUCAAUGGAAGAAUUUCAGCAGAGACUUGCUGAUGCUGAGAAAGCUGUGUUCGGUCAGAGGAGAGGAGAAGGAGACGGUCCAGCAAGAGGAGGGUGGAGGAAAGGAGGGGAAGAGACCAGGGAGAGAUGGAGGAGAAAAGGGGGAGAUGAAAGGAAGGAAAGAGACUCAUCGCCUAGAGACAGAGAGCGAUACCAUGGUGGAAGAGGUGACGAGAGGGAGAGGGAAAGGCAUCGAGGAAGACAGGAAGAAAGAGGGCGAGAUGGAGACAGGUAUAGUGAGAGGGAGAGAGUUAGAGAGAAAGAAAGAGACAGAUACGGGGACAGAGAAAGAGAUAGGGAGAGGGAUGGAGAAAGAGACAGAGAUAGGGGCAGGUAUAGGGAUGGAGACAGAGAAACAGAUGGAUCCAGUGCAUCAUCAUCAACUUCUGGGCAAAGUUGGAACCAGCGUGCCCUCUCUCUUGGGUCACUAAAAGGCCGCUUCCUCAAACCCUCAGAAGAGGAUGACAGUGGUGAAGCUCCACAGCAUUCUUGCCCUCCUCCAGCACGUCCAUCCGCAGGAUUCCUGAAACCCAGCUCCGAUGAUGAGGACUCUGGCCCACAUGACAGCAAAGUUCCAGCCUGGAAGAAGAGCAGCAGUCCUGGCCCUGAAUCUGCCAGCUUCAAAAAGCCACAACAGGAUAAUAGGAGGGAUGCUGAGAAAACUGCAGCUGCUCCCGAAGCUGCUGUGACAUCAAGGGCUGAGAGUGAAAGUGAGGAAGAGGAGGAGGAAGAAGAAAUUCCACUACUAUCAGAAGAAGAGAUGAACAAACUGGGAUCCAAGCUGAUCAAGGCAGAGAUGAUGGGCAACACGGCGAUGGUUGAGAAGCUGAAAUCCCAGCUGGAGGCAGCUCAUAAAGCAAAGGAGAACUACGCUGCCAGAAAGAAGCAACAAGACACGGCUAAAUCAAACCAGGUCACAAGUCGCUCCAGUGAAGACCAGGAGGUCCUGCUGUUCAGAACGGAUCAGUCUGGUCGGGCCUGGCCAGUCAAAGCCCCCUCUGGACCUCAUGAGCCUCAUGGAGGACGGCGGAAGAAGAAACCGAUUGAGACCCAUGCUGACGGGCAGCGCAUCCGCUACUUCCAGGAUGAUGACAGUGUUGGUCUGCAGGAGAUGGUCAGAAGGGAGAAGAUGAGCUCUGCACAGGAUCAGAAUGCCCUUUAUUCUCGUAUGGCCUCCAAGAUGAUGGGGAAAACGGAUGGUGACAACUACACGCUGGAUGACAUGUUUGUGUCGAGUGCAGCGCAGCGGGAGGGCGAGGGGAGGGAGGAGGAGAGGAUGAGGAACAGAGCCAUCGGGGAGAGUAGGAGGCUGGCUGCCUCCAUGGAUAAAUGCCAGCACUGUUUCAGCAGCACUGAGCUCCGGAAGCAUCUUAUAGUGGCAAUAGGCAGCAAGGCCUACCUCAGCCUGCCUGCAGGAGUGUCCAUGACGGAGGGCCACUGCCUCAUCUGUCCUCUCCAGCAUCACUGCUCUGCUACGGGAUUGGAUGAGGAUGUCUGGUCAGAAAUGCAGCUGUUCCGACGUACCUUGGUGCGAAUGUUCGAGUCCCAGGAGCUGGACUGUGUUUUCAUGGAAACACACAUGAACCCACGUAGAAGACAACACAUGGUCCUCGAGUGUAUCCCUCUACCCAGAGAACUGGGCGACAUGGCACCAAUAUACUUUAAGAAAGCUAUCAUGGAGUGUGAUGAGGAAUGGGCCAUGAACAAAAAGGUCGUUGACCUUUCCUCGAAAGACGUCCGCCAAGCUGUUCCUCGAGGUCUGCCAUACUUUGCUGUAGACUUUGGACUCCAGGGAGGGUUUGCUCAUGUUAUUGAAAAUGAACAGAAGUUCCCUCAUUACUUUGGCAAGGAAGUGGUAGGAGGCAUGAUGGACUUGGAGCCUCGGCGCUGGAGAAAGUUGAUUAAAGAAAAUUUUGAUGAUCAGAGGAAAAAAGUCCUACAGUUUGCACAGUGGUGGAAACCGUACGACUGUACAAAGACUGAAGCGUAGCUGAACACACACUAAGAGAAAGGCUGUGCUGAACCGUGAAGAGUAAAUACACAAACCAUGCUGUGGUUCUCAGUGUAGGAAAUGCAUUUGGUGAAUGAGGUGUAGACACUAUUUCACCUUAAAAUUUACAAUUUGAUGUAAAAUCCGUAUUAGUAGUUAGAAUGAGAGCAUUUUUACCUUAAGAAAAUGAAUAAAAUGGCUUUGAUAGAU